AUUGUAUUUAAAAUAUCACAAUAUCAAGAACACAAUCCCAUUAUUUCAUUCACCUACUUAAUGUAUACGCCUUUAUGAAAUUAAAUAUCUUUCUUUUUAUUGAAAUAGGGAAUAAGUUUAGUAUUCGCCUUAGUUCUUACAUAUCAAAAAUAUGUGAGUUGUAAACUUUUAGUUCGUAUUUAUACCGUUCCGAACUGUAUAAUUUGUAUGUAAAUAAUACUUGUGAAUUACAUUAGUCAGUUGAAUUCGACUACUAAACAAACGAUUAUGUCGACUAUCAGACGGGGACCACUUGAUCUACAACAUGAAAAUCGCGUUGGGAGUAUUUUAGAUUGACUUUCAGACAACUAGGUUUUUAUUCAUGAAGUGCAUUGUUAACUUUUAUUUAUCAAUUGAGCAACUUGGAUAAGAGCCUCAGAAGUGAUAUUACGAUUUUUGAAAUCACGGAUAAUUAUCCCUAAUGUUCUCAAUAAGCUGACUUUUAACUUUAUUAAUAAAACUUUUAGCAUGAGAUUUUUGAUAUUUGUGUUGUAUACGUACGCAAUUUUAAAAUAUAUCCUUGUUAUGUUGCUUCUCAUUGUUAACCAAAGAGCACGUUGAAGAUAAUCGCGUUCAUUCUUGGUAAUCACUUUUAGACUUCGAUGUGUCAACUUUCUGCAAAAUUUCAUUGACAAACUACGUUUUGGAAUGUAUUUUUUAUAAAUCAAUGGAAUAGAACGAGCUCUGAAAAAUCCUUUUAUUUCUUUGAGGCACACUAGCCUGCACAUUUAUCCUUAAGAAAUUUACGAAGUUUGGAUAAGAAACAAGAGACCUGUUAGUUGGAGUUUGCUAAUGAGUUGAAAUCAGAUGCAUUUGGUAAAUUUCAAAAGCUAUUUCAACUCAGCCGAGCCACUGGCAGCAAGGGAUCUGAUGUCAGUGAAAUAAUCUGUCAAAUUGAUGACACACCAUUUAGUAGUCUCUAAAAGUGCUUCGAACACUGUAUGGAGGACUCCGAAGGACAGUUAGUUUGUUGCUACAGAAGUGUCGGUCGAACUGUCCUGUGCUCCUGACCUAAUGGCUGCUGGUCUUGGUGACAUACUCUCAUGUCUUUUUAUGAAUGUUAAUGAAUUUCUGGUCAGAGAACUGAUUAAGUUGUUUUGAAGAUUUCGAGGAAUUGAGUGCUCCAUCACCUUUGGAUUAAGCGGUCGUCAUAUCUAUUUUUUAAAAGGAGACCUAAGUAUGUUAUGCUACAAAUAUCAGCCGGUAACUCUACUUCAGACUGCUACCGAUUUACCAGCUUCCCUCAUACUCUGCAGAUUGUGGUAAGCUCACGAAGGAAUAAAUUGCGAGGAUCAAGCUAGUUUUCUUUGUGGCCGUAGACCCAUUGACGUCUUCACUAUCGAAUAAGCGACGUCACAUUUAUUCCAGUUCAAUUAUCGUUACUUUUGAUUUGUUUGACACGAUUGUACUUUAAGACUUCAAGUACGAUGUGAAUGAGAAAUUCAUUUACACACUCAAGGCUAUGUACGAGAACACUUCAGGCAGAGUGUGAACAAUAACCAUCUGUCUCCAGUUUUCCAGUACGAUAUUGGGUGGAAUGGUUGCUCAAUCUCAACAUGGGGUGAAGUCUUACAUUUCUCUUCUUAACUUGGGUCAGAAAUCAAUUGUUUCUAAGAUUAAUGUCAUAUCUCGGUUUUAGUACUAUGAAGAUAUAUUGAACGUACUUGUAUCUCAUUCUUUAUUGCUUAUCGGUAUAAGAUUUUAACUCAACGCAUUUUUCAGUGUUGUUACUUGAAAUAGAGAUGUUUUUGUUGAUUAAAAUAUUCCGUUACUAAUAAAUAUUAAUCUCAACAUUCGUUUUUUACUCAUUUUUCUUAUAAAAUUGAUUACAGCUGAACUACGUGUUGUUGUGUGUGACUCGGGUGAAGAAAUAUGCCGUGUCUUAGAACAAUCAUUGUCCUUCAUCAAUUUAGUAAUUGUAGUAAACGAUGGUCCUAAAGUCGCAGAAGCCAAGGUUCGGUUUUCAUCAAAUGUGAAAAUCUAUUUAUUUGAUGAAUUUUUAGUAAGUGUUUCUAUGACUUUCUAUCAUAUGAACAUUUCAUCACAGAAAAAACUUGACUUUAUGCUAUGAAUUUCAAUUGACCAAUACCAUGAUAUUUCGCAUAUAUUUUGUGGAAAAAAACCAAUAAAAUUUCUGGAAAGCACUUGUUAGAUUGAAAUUUAUCUCGAUAAAACCUGUCGCUAAUUUUUGCAUAAUUGUAAGUGCUCUUAGACUCCUUUAUUUAUUCCUUCCUAAAGAUUGGCCCAAAUAAGCUGAUGAAUGUAGGUUGUCGAUUUAAAUUGCUAUUUGAAUACAAUUUUUCAUAACUAUAUCUCCAAUAAAUAUUGAUACAUUUAUCAUUAUAACUCUAAUCUUAAAGUUUGAUUUGUCUGUAAUGGUUACCCUCUAACAUAAUUUUCAUUGAUGAAAAUUUAUUCUCUAAAUUCAAUCUCCUUUUUGUGUUUAUAACUACAUUCAUUUUAAAUGAAUGUGCUAUUGAAUUCUUCCGUUGGUUCUUGGUAACGUUUUUACUUUUUAUUUAUCCAGAGGGCAAUGUUCUCUAUGUCAUGUUGUUUUAUAUUCUGUAUUUUAUCUUCAAGUUCAAAUUGUAACUAGUAUCUUUACCUGUUUUCUUCCGGAAAAACCCCCAGCUUUUUCGCUUGCCUGAAAACUGAAAUACGACCCCAAAAUUUGUCGAAUACUCUGCUUUCCAAACUUCACCAAAUUACUGAAUACUAUUUAAAAUAGAAUAAACAUGUAAUAUAUAUUGCUUCUGUAUUUAUUUAUAUAUAUAUAUCACAAUUUUGGUUUGUAAGCAGCUGACGAGAAACCUCGAAAUAAUAUGAAUUCAUACUAUUCUGCAUCAAUGUUUGUUCUUGCUCUAUUUAAAUUCAUAAAGGGAACCAAUUGCAUGAAAUUUAUAUACUUCAUCGGGUUAGUGAACACACAAAAACAUCAAGCGCAUUAGAAACUCUUGGAUUGAACGCUGACAUCAACGAAACCUUACGGAGGAUCACAAAACUAUUUCACCCUUGUUCAAAACUUUUUCGACAGUGCACACUCACGUUCCCACGAUAAGAAUUUCAUAGAUUUUACUGUAUAUUUAGGCCAUAAAGUUCAAAUGCCAUAGACAUUCUCCAUUUCAGUCAUUUUAAGACAUCUCGGCCAUCAUCUGAUGCUACCAUUAAGUUACUACGUUAUUUCCGAAAGGAGUAAACUAUUUAUUCAAUGAUUUUUAAAGCCUUAGUGUUACUUAGUCACAGUUGAUCUUCAUAAUUUAUAUGUAAACAUGUUGUUUUAAGCCUGGUUAUUAGUGUUCUUUGCUUUAAAUAAAACAUUUUUCCCGACAGUGUAUUAAGAAGUUGCUUAUUAAGACAGUUUAAAAAAUAUCUAAUAACCAACAUUCGACUUUGAACUUCUUCCUUAUUGGCAGUAUAAACUUGAUGCUUAUAUGUAGUAUCAGUUAAGUCAGCAAAUACUUCAAUUUGAAUUGAGAACAGAAAAUAGGAUCAUCUCAUUUCUUGCAACAAUUUAUAAAGAAGCUAUUGUAAUAAAUUUUUUAUCUGACACAUCUGCUUGAUUUGGUUCAUAAAACUUGAUUAUUCCAAUUCUUGUUUAUUUUGCAUAUCAGGAGUAAUAUAAAUUUACUAAACGGAAUAAUAAAAUUUUGAUAUUGGUUAUGUUGGGAAAAUAAUAACACGUUUAGUUUACCAAAUAUUAUUAUUGAGGUCAAAUUUAGUAGUGUUAAAUGCUUAUCGUCCGUCUAUUAAGUUCAACAAUAUGACCACUACUCCAGAUCUCUACGUUUCCAGCAUUGAUAUUAAUGCGCAAAAAUGUUGUUAACAUAACUACCUGUCCAAAUCGUUGCAUAACCUAUUUUAUUUAACACAUAAGUGAUACUCAAUUUCUGAGAAAGGUAAGAUAAGCAUGAUAAUUUGCAUUUGUUAUACGACCUGUUUUUUCUUUAUCUUUCAGGCUAUUGGAAUUAAAUAUCAUAUUCCAAAAACUGUAAGUUUCAGGUUUUCUCGGUUUUUCCUGAAACCCUGCAUUUUGUGUAUCAUCAUUAUAUGACAGUAAACUACUUAAUUUUGAAGAAUUUGAAGAUUUAAUAAAAUCAAAAUAUCUUGUUGGGUGAGUAGAAGUUUGAGGUCUGUAAAGAGGUUCUUCUCGAUUGUCGAAAAUUCCCGGUUAUGCUGCUUUUUCAAUCUAUGAAGAGUCGGAUAUGAGGACUUGCAAUUUUACUUUGUCUACUACCUUCCUUUAUUAGAGUUCAGUUAGGUUGUUCCUAAAACUACUUGUUGCAUAAAUCGAAAUUAAUGUUUUCUUUUGAAUAUGUCAUUAUACAGUCUUAAAACACCAUCCACUUCAUCAAAUUACGAAUCAAUGGAUAAAAGUCUUUUAUAAUUCAAUAAUAAUUUAAGAAACAUCGGAAUUCAUUUAUUAUGAAUAUACAUUUUUUGAUAAUUCAAACGUGAUUCCAUCGGUAUAUGGCCACUGUAUAGUCUUAAAAACAAAUAACAAGAGUAGUGUUAACACAAAAUGUAUUAGCUAAAAUGAUGAAAUAUAAAAAUGCUAAAAUGGACUGUCUACAUUUCUGAGACACAUCAAUUUAACCAUCCAAAAACAUUUAGCUCGAAUGUGUCACUUUUGCAAAUGAUCAGCUAUUAGUUAGAGUAACCUGAGUUACAUUCACUUUUAUAGAUAAUUAGUUGAUAAAUGACGUUAGAAUACACCUUUAAUCUUAAUAUGGUUUAAAACUAUAAGGCGUUUGUCGCGUGCAAUGUAUUACAGCGUUUAAUAAUAGGCAAAAAGACAGUUAGUAAAUGUUAUUCUAUAUGAUUGUUAUAUGUCAAGUGUAAAUUAACUUCUUAAUUUUUAACUUUGUUUAGGAUCCUAAACCAGAUGAUUUAUAUAUGAUUUGCUUUACCAGUGGAAGCACAGGUAGUUUUAUAAUUACUUUCUCGUUUUAUUUCAUUUUGUUAUGAUUUAUUAAGUUUCUUGUAGUUUUUAUGGACAGACAAUUUUCUGUUCAUCUAUGAAAAUCGUUCUUGAAACAAAAUACUGACUUCCAUUCUUGUUUGCUCGAGAUAAUCGAAAAUUAUGUAGCCGUUUUGCAACGAUCUAGUGAUUGAAUCGCUAGGAUGGGUUGGAACUUUAUUACUCCCGAUAAACGGACCCUGAUCAGUUAGCUUUUACCGAAAAUAGGAUGACUCUGGAGCUGUAUGAAGUAAUUUAGUUUCACAAACUAUGUCGAAUGUAAAGUUUGUGGUUAGUUAGUUCUUUUGGUUCUUGAUGUCUGAUAAAUAUCCCCUGAUCUCUGAUUUCUUAUACAUUAUGUGUAGGUUUACCAAAAGGUGUGAUGAUCGAACAACAACAAAUUGUCGAUGCAGUCUUUGGAAUCAUUGAAAAUACUGAAGAGAAGUGCUGUAAUAAAUUAUCAACGCAUCUUUCAUAUUUGCCAUUUGCUCAUAUCAUGGAGCAAGUAAACUCCUCUGUUGUCAUUCUCGAAGGAGCUAAAAUUGGGUUCUUGACAAGUACUGUCGAUGGACUACUUGCUGAUUGUGAAAGUCUAAAGCCAACUGUAUUAACUGCUGUUCCACGUGUUUUAUCCCGUAUUUAUACCAAGUAUUAUGAAGCCAUUGAAGGAUCAGCUCUAAAAACUCGUUUGGUUAAUCAUGUAAUAAAGCAAAAGCUUGGUGAACAAAAACGCACUUCAGUGUGGAAUUAUUUGUGUUGAUUAUUAUCUUGGUGAAUAAAAGUGAGAUUAAAAGAUUCAAUUUCUUCUUCAUUAGGGGGAAAUUUAAUCAUCAAAGUAUUUUGGACACGCUUUGCUUUAAAAAACUUCACCAAUCUCUUGGUGGACGUAUUUGUGGAAUAAUAACAGGCGGUGCUCCUUUGAUGCCCGAAAUUACACAGUUUAUGCGUGCUGUAUUUAAUGGACUUGUUGUCGAAGGCUUUGGUUGCACAGAGACUAUGGGAGUUGUAACCGUAUCUUUAGUCGGAGAAUUUCGUGUUGGUGCUUUGGGUGCCGUUGCUUAUGGUGUAGAAGUUAAAUUGGCCGACGUAUUAGAUUUAGGUCUUGUUGUCAAAAGAGAUAAUCGAGGAGAGAUAUGUGUGAAAGGUAAGCGUUGCACCAAAGGUUACUACAAAGAUCCUCAAAGUACAGCGCUGCUAAUUGACUCAGACGGUUGGUUACAUACUGGAGAUAUAGGAGAAUGGACCCCAGAAGGUUCAUUGAUGUUGGUUGAUCGUGUUAAAAGUAUUUUCAAGUUGGCUCAAGGUGAAUAUGUAGCACCAGAAAAACUGGAGGCACUUUAUCAAAGUUGUGGUCUAAUCAAUCAAAUUUUUAUUGAUGCCAAUCCUAAAUCCAUUUAUCCCGUAGCUAUAAUAGUUCCAAACUUCAACGAAUUACGUGAAUCACUUAGCAAAACAGAUCAUGAAUUGGUUAAUUUAUCCGAUCAUGAUUUAUGUCAACAUGAAUCUGUCCAUCGAAAAUAUCUAAAUGUUUUGGAUCAAAUCGCCAAUGAAAGAUUUCUGAAAGGAUUUGAAAAA
Messenger RNA from Schistosoma haematobium, 6571 nucleotides. Its product is annotated as Long-chain-fatty-acid--CoA ligase 6. The record is from RefSeq and is a predicted model, not a curated record. Gene Ontology annotation, cellular component: endoplasmic reticulum; membrane. NCBI's taxonomy places the organism in Eukaryota, Metazoa, Platyhelminthes, Trematoda, Strigeidida, Schistosomatidae. The annotation marks the transcript as partial. The transcript has 7 exons. Gene Ontology annotation, molecular function: long-chain fatty acid-CoA ligase activity.